Molecule: messenger RNA, 2522 nt
Organism: Colias croceus (clouded yellow)
Lineage: Eukaryota; Metazoa; Arthropoda; Insecta; Lepidoptera; Pieridae
Gene: Rrp6
Product: exosome component 10
Exons: 14
Coding region: 115-2466 (783 amino acids)
Biological process (GO): poly(A)-dependent snoRNA 3'-end processing; nuclear polyadenylation-dependent rRNA catabolic process; TRAMP-dependent tRNA surveillance pathway
Cellular component (GO): nucleolus; nuclear exosome (RNase complex)
Molecular function (GO): nucleic acid binding; nucleotide binding; 3'-5'-RNA exonuclease activity
Source: RefSeq, a predicted model, not a curated record
AUUUGUUUUGUUCAUUCUUCACCAUUCUUCACAAAUCACAGCUCAUCUCACGCGUGUUACAAAAGAAAUAGUUUAGUUUUUUUUUCCAUCUUUUUGUUUCGUUUGUGUUCCAAUAUGGAUUCUGUUUUAAAUCCAGAAGCCCCUGAGUUCUAUCCACAUUUGAAAUCUGUAACUCAGGUACAGGAUGGAUACAUGUCAGUUACAAAGUCAAUCAAAUCAGUAAAUACAAUGCCAAUAAAAACAUCAUACAGAGUGUUCAAAACCUUCAAUGAUUUCAAUGUUGUAACGUACCAAAUAAGCGAAAAUGCUAUUGUACAAUCAAACAAUAUAGUGGUCAAUGAUCUUCCAACAGUCAAGUUUAAGACCAAAGACAAUGACAACAAUACGGAAAAAGUAAUCGACGCCAACGAUUACAUGCUGGAUCGUAUACACAUAAACAUAGAUGGGGUUUGUGGAGACAACACAGGUUCCAACUUUGUUGCUAAUCCUAGCGCCAAGUGGAACAAUGCACCUGUCAUCACGAAAAUACAGGUGGGGUCAACAAUGUUUAUUGGAGCGAAAAACAUUCCAAGACCACAGUUGUUUUUUAAGGACCCAGUUGAUAAUUCUGAAAACUUGUGGGUACCAAAAAUUUCCGAUAAGCCAAAUAACAUCAAACCGUUGACGUUAAACAUAAUAUACAACGAUGAAGGUGAAGCUGUGGGAAUUGAACAUCCAUAUAGGAUGGAGUUGGAUUUAUACGUGCCGCCGUUUAAGUUCAUAGAUCCAGAUGAAGAGGAGCCGAAGCUAAGUCCUUCGUUGGAGAACACGAAGUUGACGUACAUUGACACGGAGUCUCAGGUUGACGCUUUGGUUGAACACCUCAGACAAGUGGAUGAGAUCGCGGUGGACGUAGAGCACCACUCGUACAGGACGUAUCAAGGAAUUACCUGUUUGAUUCAAAUAUCUACUGAUGAAGGCGACUUCAUAAUAGACGCAUUGGCGGUCCGAGAACAUAUACAUAAACUGAAUCUGUCGUUCACAGAUCCAAAAAAAUUGAAAGUCUUCCACGGUGCCGAGAUGGACGUGCAAUGGCUACAGCGCGACUUCGGCGUGUACAUAGUGGGCAUGUUCGACACGCACCGCGCGGCGCGAGCUCUGCAUUUAGCUACGCUGUCGCUCAAGUAUCUGCUGAUGAAGUACUGCGCGGUAGAUACGGAUAAACGCUAUCAGCUAGCCGACUGGCGUAUAAGACCGUUACCCGAAGAGCUGAUCGAAUACGCGCGUAUGGACACACACUACUUGCUGUAUAUAUGGCGGCGAAUGAAAGCCGAGCUCUUGGAAAAGGCGCAGGGCAAACCUUACUUGCUGUUGUCGGUAUUCGAGCAAAGCAGACAGAUCUGUGGCACGACAUACCAGAAGACGGUGAUAACGGACGAGAGCCACAUACCGCUGUACGUGCGCUCCAAGAAGUCGUUCGACUCGCGGCAGAUGGCUGCGCUGCGGCUGCUCUACAAGUGGCGCGACUCGCAGGCGCGGGAGCUGGACGAGAGCACAUCGUACCUCCUCCCCAAUCACAUGUUGCUGGCGCUCGCCGAGGCACUUCCGCGCGAAGUGCAAGGUCUGAAUGCGUGCUGCAACCCGAUGCCGCCGUUCGUUAAACAGAACCUCAUCACCAUACAUCGGAUGCUUUUGUCUUGCCGCGAGCUCCCGCUAGAGCCGACGCUAUACCAGAUGCCGUCCACCAUCAACUCGCUGAUGAACGCCUCGCAGCAUCUCCGGCACGCGCACAACGUGCUCGACCUGUCGCACAUGCCGGCUUUCAGAGACGAAGACGUGAACCUGGAUGCCGCAGAGCAAGUGCUCGAGCAGCAGUACGAUGUGCAGCCCGAUAUACCUGCCUUCCAGAACACUGGCGAGACCUACUUAUAUACGAAUGUUAUUUCUGAUUUGAACGUGAACGCCGAGCUAUUCAUACCUCCGUAUGAUCGGUACAGAGCGUACCGAUCUAUUGCAAGGGCGGAUGAGAUUAAAAAAUUCAAAGAACAAGAGGCUAAAAUAGCUGCCUUGGGAGAAGGCAACGAAUUGAUUAAAUCCGAAGUGCUUGAAAAGCUGCAAGAAGUGGAGGCGAAGAAAGAGAAGGAACUGGACGAGCUCGCGGGAACAUCGGACGAACAGCCGAGUGCUUCUGAAGUCACCACCGAUGAACCAGCACCCAGCACCUCUGGGGUCGAACCUAAAGAUGAACAAAAAACGGUGCAAAGGAAACGCAAAAUGUCCACCGAAAAGAUCAACAAACAGCAAGCGACCGCUGAAACUAAAGAAACAACCGAUGGCAACAAAGCCAAGGAUACGAGCAAAGAUGACGACUCGAAAAACUUCGUCAAACCGUUCUCAUACAAAAACGCCAAUUAUAAAAAGUUCCACAACGAAAGCCACAAAGCGCACAAGCAACAAAAGAUUAAGUUUACGAAAAAACGUAAAUAGGUUUAAGAUUUACUCGUAUAAUAAGCUCUAAUAAUAUUUUUUUUUUUCAAUUUGCA